AUGGGAAGAAAGAAAAAGAAACAAACGAAACCUUGGUGUUGGUAUUGUAAUCGAGAAUUUGAUGAUGAAAAAAUUCUCUUACAACAUCAAAAAGCAAAACAUUUCAAAUGUCACAUAUGCCACAAAAAGUUAUACACUGGGCCCGGUUUGCAAAUUCAUUCAAUCCAAGUACAUAAAGAAAAUAUUGAUAAGGUACCAAAUGCCCUCAAAGGACGAGAUAAUAUCGAAAUCGAAAUUUAUGGUAUGGAAGGAAUACCAGAAGAAGAUCUUCGUGCUCACGAAAAACGACUGGCCGGAAAAGACAGAGACGAUCCAGAUACGCCUGAUACUCCCAAGGCAACUCAACCACCGCCAAUGGGAAUGCCACCCAUGCCACCGAUGGGUAUGAUGCCUACUGCACCAAUCAUGCCGAUGGGUUUUCCCGGUAUGCCAUUUGGUAUUGCACCUAUGCAACUUCCAAUGAUGGGCAUGCCAAUGAUGACGUCACUACGGCCACCAAUGCCUAUGGUACCAGGGGCACCUGUUCCUCCACCUACUGCUCUCAUGCCUCCAGCACCAGCUAAACCAUUAUUUCCCAGUGGAGCCUCAGAUAGUAACAAUGAUACAAACGCAUCAUCAAAUUUGUCAACAAUGGCGUCGGCAGCCGCAGCUAUAUCAAACUUGUCAGCUACUACACCUGGAUCCUUGCCGGGUAGUAGAGGUAAAAUUGAACCUGUUGCAGGUACAGCUAAGAUCAUUCAUCCAGAUGAUGACAUAUCAUUAGAAGAAUUUCGUGCUUCGUUGCCGAAAUAUCAGCAAAUGAUGAUGCCACAACAAAUGCAAAUGCCCCCGAUACCAGCCGGCCUUUCAAUGGGAAAUUUCGCACGACCUCCAAUGGGUGGUAUACCAUUUUUAGCCCCACCACCUGGCUUUCCACCAAUGGGAUUCAAUGGUCCACGAUUUUAA
Adineta ricciae is the source of this 945-nucleotide messenger RNA. The record is from the annotation of a GenBank genome assembly. Lineage: Eukaryota; Metazoa; Rotifera; Eurotatoria; Adinetida; Adinetidae.